AUGACCCAGAUUGUCAAGCCCCGCACCGCAGCGGUCGAGGUGAGCCCCGCCAACGAGUUCGUCCUCCGCGGCCCUGCGGUCGAGUACCGCUUCCACGUCGCCGCGGACGGCGAGCUCAUCCACGACCACUUUGGCGCGCCUGCUCCCGGCCUCGCGGCGAGCACUGGUCCUGCGCCGUGGGGCCGCGCGCUGCUCGACGAGCGGCGCGAGUUCCCCGACCUCGGGCGAGGCGACUUCCGCCUGCCGGCCUUCAUUGUCCGCCAUGCGGCCGGACACACCGUCACGGCAUUCAAGUACGCCGCGCACCGCGUGGUAGAGGGCAAGCCUGCGCUCCCUGGCCUCCCGGCCACGUUCGGCACGGCGGCCGACGUGACAACGCUUGUUGUCGACCUGGCGGACAAGCACUCGGGUCUCGUGGCGGAGCUCUCGUACUCCGUCUUUCCCGCACACAACGCCAUCGCGAGGAGCUUUACCCUCCGCAACGCCGGCACGACCCCCGUCGAGAUCCAGCGCGCGAGCAGCUUCACGCUCGACCUGCCCUCUGGCGACUGGGAGAUGGUCCAGCUCGCCGGCGACUGGUGCCGCGAGCGCGUCGAGAUGCGCCGCCCCGUCUUCCCCGGCACGCAGGGAUUCCAGAGCGCAGUCGGCUACUCAUCGCACUACUUCAACCCGUUCGUGGCGCUCGUCGACGCGAGCACCACCGAGACCCAGGGCCCGGCGUACGCCUUCAACCUCGUGUACACUGGCAGCUUUGCCGUCGACGUCGAGCGGCACGCGUACGACAUUGUGCGCGUGUCGAUCGGCCUCAACCCCGUGCAGCUGUCGUGGCCGCUCGGCGCCGGCGAGACCUUCACGACACCCGAGGCCGUCGCGGUGUACUCGGACGCCGGACUCGGCGGCAUGAGCCGCCACCUGCACCGCCUGUACCGGGACCACUUGUCGCGCUCGCGCUGGACCAAGCGCGAGCGCCCCGUCCUCCUCAACUCGUGGGAGGGCAUGUACUUCAAGUUCACCGACGCGAUGCUGUACGAGCGCGCGAAGAACUGCGCCGAGCUCGGCAUCAAGCUGUUUGUGCUCGACGACGGGUGGUUCGGGGACAAGCACCCGCGCGUCAACGACGACGCGGGGCUGGGCGACUGGAUCCCCAACCCGCGCCGGUUCCCGCAGGGCCUCGACACCUUCGUCAAGAGCGUCAACGACCUGCAGGUGAAGCCUGUCGGCGCAGCCACUGCCCCCCAGGACCUCCAGUUCGGCAUCUGGGUCGAGCCAGAGAUGGUCAACCCCUCGUCAGACCUGUACGAGGCGCACCCCGACUGGGUGCUCUUCGCGGGCGAGCACGAGCGCACCGAGUCGCGCCAGCAGCUCGUGCUCGACCUCGGCAAGACCGAAGUCCAGGACUAUAUCAUCGAGGCGAUCGGCAACGUGCUCCGCAUGGCGAACAUCACGUUCGUCAAGUGGGACAACAACAGGUACAUGCACGAGACGCCCCAGCCGUACGCGAGCCACAAGUACAUGCUGGGCCUGUACCGCGUGCUGGACAGCCUGACGACGAGCUUCCCCGAGGUGCUGUUCGAGGGCUGCGCGUCCGGCGGAGGGCGGUACGACCCGGGCAUUCUGCAGUACUGGCCGCAGCAGUGGACGUCGGACGACACGGACCCGCUCGAGCGCCUGCACAUCCAGUUCGGCACGUGUCUGGCCUACCCGCCAUCCGCGAUGGGGUGCCAUGUGUCCGCGAGCCCGGGCGAGCAGGUCGGCCGCGCGACGCCCCUCGAGUUCAGGGCCCACGUCGCGCUCAUGGGCGGCAGCUUCGGGUUCGAGCUCGAGCUCGAGCACUUGAGCGCCGAGGAGCGCGCCCAGAUCUCCGAGCUCGUCGCGCUGGCCGAAAAGGUCAACCCGUACGUCAUCCACGGUGACCUCUACCGCCUCGCCCUGCCCGGCAAGUCCAACUACCCCGCCGCGCUCUACGUCGCGCCAGACGGCAACGCCGUGCUCCUCGCGUUCCAGAUGUACGCCCGCAUCAAGGUCGACACGCCGCGGCUCAGGCUCGACGGCCUCGACGAGGCCGCCGAGUACGAGAUCAACGGCGUCAGGUACUCUGGCAAGGCGCUCCGCAGCGUCGGCCUCCAGCUGGACUGGUCGAGCUCGCGCCUGCCUGGCGUCGACCACCAGAGCAAGCUUCUGUUCAUCAACAAGGUUUGA
Molecule: messenger RNA, 2199 nt
Organism: Vanrija pseudolonga
Lineage: Eukaryota; Fungi; Basidiomycota; Tremellomycetes; Trichosporonales; Trichosporonaceae
Product: Alpha-galactosidase 2
Exons: 2
Coding region: 1-2199 (732 amino acids)
Biological process (GO): carbohydrate catabolic process
Molecular function (GO): alpha-galactosidase activity
Source: RefSeq, a predicted model, not a curated record